Molecule: messenger RNA, 1806 nt
Organism: Diabrotica balteata
Lineage: Eukaryota; Metazoa; Arthropoda; Insecta; Coleoptera; Chrysomelidae
Source: the annotation of a GenBank genome assembly
GCGCCAAAGAGAACGUAGGUCGUAUGUAUGUGUGUGAAUAUUUGUUUUGACAGUGCGUGUGACUCAAAUGUCAAGCGUGAAAACUAAGCAAAUGUUAACUGUGUAAAGCAAAAAAAUCUUAAGAUGAGUUCAAGAACUUCCAGCUACCAAGGCAGCCAAAUAUUCGCAGGCCUGGCACAAUAUGCCGGACUAGAGACUGAUCAACUCAAUUUUCUUAUAAGCCAAUUCGUUGCUCUGCUUUUAUCUACACUUUACAGAACAGUACUCCACCCUAGUAAGACAAGAACAGAAAUCAGACAUGCAUUUGGAUUAGUUGUAGGGCUGUGCAUGGGUUAUUUUUGCUUUGGAUUUCAAGCUAUACAUUUGGCAGGUCUACCAAUGAUAUGUUACAUGAUAAUGAUUACUCAAAAUCCACACAUAAUGCAUGGAAUGGUGCUUACAGUGGCCUUAAUCUACCUAUCCUGCGUCCACCUACAUCGUCAAAUUUACGAUUACGGUUCAUACGGCUUAGACAUUAGUGGUCCGUUGAUGGUUAUUACCCAGAAAGUAAUAUCCUUAGCCUUUAGUCUUCACGACGGUCUUACCAAAAAACAAGACGAAAUGACGCACAACCAGAAAUACCACGCCGUUUACAAAACACCCAACGUCUUAGAAUAUUUUAGUUACUCUUUGUUGUUUCCCUCUUUAAUGGCGGGACCUAUCAUUUUUUACAACGACUAUAUAGAUUUUAUAGAGGGUAACAAUUACGUCAAGGUCAAGAACAGCGUAGAAAACUCGAAAGUUAUACGAGAACCUAGUCCCGUGAAAGCUAUAAUCAAAAAAGUUGUGAUCGCCCUAUUUUGCGCGUACAUCUUCCUGAAGUUCCUACCGAGAUUCCCGAUUUCGCGGGUGAAAGAUCAAAAUUUUGUUGAAAGUAUGAGUAUAAGUUAUAUAUUUUGGUACUUGACAGUCAGUACAACUUUAGUUAGGUUUAAGUAUUAUUUCGCGUGGACUGUAGCCGAUGCUAUCUGCAACAAUUGUGGUAUAGGCUUCUCGGGUUACGCAGAAGAUGGUACAGUUAUGUGGGAUAAGAUUUCUAAUGUAGAUAUAUUUCAGUUUGAAUUUGCUACUAGUCUUAGGCAGGGCAUUGAGGCUUGGAAUAAAGGUACAAAUAUUUGGUUAAGAAUGAUUGUUUAUGAGAGAACGAAAAAGUUUUCUACUGUUUUAACAUAUAUAUUAUCGGCUGUGUGGCAUGGGUUCUACCCUGGAUACUACUUGACAUUCCUUAGUGGCGCUGUGUUUACGUUUGCUGCCAGAACUGUACGACGCCAUGUCAGAAAUUACUUUAUGACUACUAAAGAGGCAAAAUUAUUGUAUGACCUUAUAACUUUUGCUGUGACUCAUUUUGUAUUCGCUUAUCUAACGUUUCCUUUUGUUUCUUUAGAAUUCUGGUCUUCCAUAGUAUUAUAUAAUAGAAUGUAUUGGUGUCUUCAUUUAGGAGCUAUAGCUGCGAUGAUAUUUCUACCACAAUGUGUGCCUAAAUCUCAAGCAAGAGAACUAUCUUCUAAGAGCGGUAUCGCUUUAGCUCUACGACAAGCGGGACCAUAUUCCAGUAACGAAUGACUGAAUAAUCAGAGAAUUUGACAAAAAUCAUUUAUAUUUUAUACGCACAUACGCACAAAUUUCUCUAACAAUAUGCGACUGAUUUUUUUACAAUGUUGCAGACUCUCAAAGAACUGACAAUUUUUUAUAAGUUUUUCUAAAUACUGUUUGAAAUUAUUUAUACCAGCUAAGUUAAUACCAAAAAAAUACUCGAAACGAACCUUG